Molecule: messenger RNA, 1882 nt
Organism: Lotus japonicus
Lineage: Eukaryota; Viridiplantae; Streptophyta; Magnoliopsida; Fabales; Fabaceae
Product: zinc finger CCCH domain-containing protein 40-like
Exons: 4
Coding region: 154-1611 (485 amino acids)
Cellular component (GO): U2-type catalytic step 2 spliceosome; U2-type catalytic step 1 spliceosome; Prp19 complex
Molecular function (GO): U6 snRNA binding; metal ion binding; pre-mRNA binding
Source: RefSeq, a predicted model, not a curated record
GGAUUUGUUUGGAUUCUGUGAUAAACACUCGCUCCUCUUUCUCUCUCGUUUCUUCUUCCUCUUUCUUCAGCUGUGACUGAAACCCUUCGAUUUGGGGGAGAAUCAAACACCAGGUUCCAAUUGCUCAAACCCUAGAAUUCCAAUUCAUCGAGCAUGGCGCAUAGGUUGCUCAGGGACCAUGAAGCCGACGGUUGGGAACGCUCCGACUUCCCUAUCAUCUGUGAAUCAUGCCUCGGCGAUAGCCCUUAUGUUCGAAUGACAAAAGCCGAGUAUGACAAGGAGUGCAAGAUUUGUACACGGCCAUUUACUGUUUUUAGAUGGAGACCUGGUCGGGAUGCAAGAUAUAAGAAAACUGAGAUCUGCCAGACAUGUAGUAAAUUGAAAAAUGUUUGUCAAGUGUGCCUUCUGGAUCUUGAAUAUGGACUUCCAGUUCAAGUCCGGGACACAGCUCUCAGUAUCGAUUCCAAUGAUGCAAUUCCAAAGAGUGAUGUUAAUAGGGAGUUUUUUGCUGAAGAGCAUGACCGCCGGGCUAGAGCUGGUCUAGAUUAUGAAUCCUCUUAUGGUAAAGUACGUCCUAAUGAUACUAUACUGAAGCUUCAAAGGACAACACCAUAUUACAAAAGAAACCGAGCGCACAUUUGCAGUUUCUACAUAAGGGGUGAGUGUACUAGGGGAGCUGAGUGUCCUUAUAGACAUGAGAUGCCGGUGACUGGGGAGCUGUCUCAACAAAAUAUCAAAGAUCGUUACUAUGGGGUGAAUGAUCCAGUGGCUAUGAAGCUACUUGGCAAGGCAGGAGAGAUGGCAACUCUGGAUGCUCCCGAGGAUGAGAGCAUCAAAACUCUUUAUGUUGGAGGACUUGAUGCUAGGGUCACUGAGCAGGAUUUGCGGGAUAACUUCUAUGCCCAUGGAGAAAUUGAAUCCAUCAAAAUGGUUCUCCAACGGGCUUGUGCUUUUGUAACCUACACAACCCGAGAAGGUGCAGAAAAGGCAGCAGAAGAACUCGCCAACAAACUGGUUAUCAAGGGCCUGAGGCUAAAGCUUAUGUGGGGCAGGCCUCAGUCAGCAAAACCCGAGUCCGAUGGCUCGGAUCAAGCAAGGCAGCAGGCAUCUGUGGCUCAUAGUGGAUUGUUGCCUCGAGCUGUGAUAUCACAGCAGCAGAACCAGGACCAAACCCAAGGAAUGGUUUACUAUAACAAUCCACCUCCGCAGGGAAGAAGCUACUACCCUUCAAUGGAUCCUCAGAGAAUGGGUGCGGUUACUGCAAACCAAGACAGUCCUCCUGGCGGACCUUCUGGGUCAGGGGAGAACAAACCCGGGCCAGAGAAGCAGCCAAUGCAACAUUAUCCCCGUCCAAUGAUGCCGCCUCCACCUGGCCAAUAUCAUCAUCAUCAGUAUUAUCCUCCAUAUGGUGGUUAUAUGCAACAACCAGUUCCCCCUUAUCAACAGUAUCCACCACAAUACAAUGCUGUCGUGGCUCCAUCCCAGCCUCCAGCUGCAAAUCAUCCCUAUCAGCAUUCUAUGCAACCAGGGUCUUCACAGACGGGGUCUGCACCUGCUGGGCCUGCACCAGCCGAAACUGGAACAUCAGCGUCAGGGUCUCAGCAGCAAUGAAAUCGCCCAUAUAAUAAUGUCUCUAGUUAUGUUUAAUCAGUCAGCAAGGUUUUUCCUUGAAUUGACCCCAUGCUGUUUUGGUUCAAGCAGUUAAUUUACUCUCAACUAGCUGGAUAUUAUUGAUUGCUGCUUUGUGGCUUGAACCAGUUAUUUUAUGAUUGAUUUUGUGCUUUUGUAACUCUUAGCUUCUUGGUUAGAUCAUAUUCAGGCUCAGCUUCAGCUUUAGUAACCUUUCACUUAAUUAUAAUGCUACAGCUUAAUGUUUUGGUAA